Molecule: messenger RNA, 1401 nt
Organism: Beta vulgaris subsp. vulgaris (sugar beet)
Lineage: Eukaryota; Viridiplantae; Streptophyta; Magnoliopsida; Caryophyllales; Amaranthaceae
Product: protein MAIN-LIKE 2-like
Exons: 4
Coding region: 448-1401 (317 amino acids)
Source: RefSeq, a predicted model, not a curated record
CCCCGCAUAUUUAUUAUUAAAAUUCUAUUUAUAUACAUAUAUUACUAACGUAUUUGAAGACACUUUUGAAAUGUAAUAAAACAUUUGUCUUUGUUAAUGUAUUUUAACUUUUCUUUUACUAUAUUAUAUUGUGAUUUUGUGAAGUAGACAAUUAUAAUGGGCUUAUGGCAGUUUUUUUGGUGGAUUUUUUGCGGGGAUGAAGUGGGUACGACGCGGGUGCGGGGUAGGGCGGGGGUGGGUCUAGAAUUUCCCCCCGCAAUGGGUGGUGGGGCGUGGAUGGGGAUGAGAAUUUAAUGCGGGUGCGGGGGUACCAUCAUCCGCACCCGCCCCGCCCAAUUGUCAUCCCUACGGCUCCAGGUUACUCAUGAGGAGCUAUUUCAGCCACACGUACCUAUUUGGAAAAAAGGCGGCGUUUAUGUUGAGGAGAUUUUUGAUAGAUGUAAACGCAUGCCUCGUCCCGCUGACGUGACUCUUCGCGCAUAUCUGCUUCUCACACUUGGGUGUACGCUAUUUAUGGAUAAGAGUGGUACCCAGAUCUUACCGAUGAACAUUGUUGAUUUAGAUGAUCUUAAUUCAGUGCAUACGUACUCAUGGGGCUCUACGGCAUUGGCGUAUUUGUAUCGUCAACUGGGGGUGGUGACUAGGUUGGAAUGUUGUCAGAUUGUUGGUUGUCUCACUUUCACAAUGUUGGAUAUAUACGAGUACUUCCCUUGUUUUCGGCCUCAGAAAGAUGGUGUAGCAUUGAGUCCUCAUGAUCCUCGAGCUAGAAAGUGGGAUGAUGACAUCGUGAGUAAUAAUGUGAUCCGACUUGCUUCGAUACGCAGACGCUUGGAUAAACUUCAUGCUUCAGAGGUCGUUUGGACGCCAUAUGGGGAUGAUCCAGCUACCAUGGUUCCGAGAACGACGUAUUACGACUGCAUACGUUAUCGUGAUAUCAUUGAGCCGUACAACCCAGAUUGGGUAGAACGACAGCUGGGUUAUGUUCAGAGCAUCCCUUCUUCGAUCCAGAUUCCCGAGUAUGCAUAUAGACCAAAACCAUCUGAUCUGAUAAAUUAUAAUUCUAUCAAAUUAUUUUUCGGAAAUGGGCAGUCUGCUUUCGACCGGUUUGACCGUCACAGGCCCCUACUUAUGAUGGUGUUGCUGAUCCUGUGUCUGGAAAACUGGUUAAGGGAGAUGGAGAAGCUAUUCACGGCAACAAACUGCUCUGCUGCCGAAAUGUUCUCCGCCAAGCUGAAAGAGAGAUUCUACCCUGAUGAGUUGCGCUGGCAAAAGCAGGAAGAAUUUCUAUCUCUGACUCAAGGGAAUAUGGACAUCCAGAAGUACACCGACCGCUUCACGGAGCUGUCUAAAUUUGCUGUACUGUCAUUCCCACCGAAGCUGAGAGGGUUAAGAGAUAUAUAA